Messenger RNA from Rhizophagus irregularis DAOM 181602=DAOM 197198, 1319 nucleotides. RefSeq lists its product as uncharacterized. NCBI's taxonomy places the organism in Eukaryota, Fungi, Glomeromycota, Glomeromycetes, Glomerales, Glomeraceae. The record is from RefSeq and is a predicted model, not a curated record.
CCAUCAAUUAAUUUUUGAUUUUUAAAGAAUAAAUUAUUGCUCCUUUAUAAUGAAUAAUCAAUAUCAAAAACAUAUUCAAGAUGAUGUUAGCGAAACUUCUCAUUACACUACUCCGCCAUCUUCGCCCUUAACACAAGCGAUUGAUCACAAUAUUAAGAGAAUUGAUAAGAUAAAACUGGAUAGCCACAUAACAAAAAAUUAUCAAAAUCAAAAUACUUCAAAAAUUGAUAACAACGAUAAUAUGUUUGAAGAUUUAUUGUCAACAUCAGAUACAGCCAGUCAAAAAAGAAAUUCUGCAUCAAAUGCUCCCCCUUCUAAUUUUAUAUUUGAAACUCAAAAAAAUAGAGUAAUCAAUUUAACUUCCAAUAUUAUUGAAAAUAUGAAACAAAAAGAAGAAGACUUGAUUAAAAUUGAUAUUAGUCAAUUUGAAUUCUCGUAUCCUACAAAGCCUCAAAGUUUUAUUAAAACUACUGAAUUAGGAGAUCUGGCAUUUCUUUAUCGGGUUAAUAAAAAUAUAGUAUCUGUUUGUUUUAAUAGAAUGCAAUAUGAAGCGGCGAUUCCACUAAGCCAGGUGACUGGAUUUUGUGUUACUGACAAUGGAAAAAUUCUUAUAAAAAUGAAGAAGAAUUAUCAACACUAUUUUUGCCAUCAUCUUGGAGAAUAUCCGUAUCUCCUUGAACCUACUCCAAUGAAUUAUGAUCCAACUGGUAAUAAAUUCGAUAGAGCACAAUCAUUAUUGCUAACUCCUCACUCAUCAGUAAGGCUUCCAACUUUAUCAUCACUGGAAUCCAGAAUUGAUAGAUUAUAUUUUUGUAAAAAUGGAAUUCAUAAUGAAGUUAAUACAGAAGACGAGCUAAAGAUAUAUAUAACAUGUGUUUUCCCACAUGAACGUCGAGCAAUCGCAUUUCCUAUUAAUGCCCAAUUCCAUAUAUUAUUGGAUACCAUCGAAAGUAGAUUUGGAAAAAAAUCUCCGAUUCCUCGUUACAGGAAGAACAAAGAAUGGAUUGAAAUAAAUAAUGAUGAAACUUGGAGAAUUAUAAAAGGUCAAGCAAUUGGAAAGAGAAUAUUGAGGUUAGAACUUCAUAUUUGGUAAAUAAGGAGCUGGAGGUUAGAUUUGUGGUGAUUAAGAAGGGAUAAUAUUACUAUUGAGCUUUUUCUGCAAUUUAAUUGAUGAUUUUCAUAAUAAUUUCCGUAACUACUUCAUAUUGUAGUUGUGAAAAAGUAUUUUAUUGAUAAUUUUACAAUGUACAAUAAUAGGAUAUAACUAUUUUUUAGAUAUAUGAGAAUAAAUUUAAAAACAGUUCAAAUUUUUCCAAUCU